AUGGCCUCCGCCGGAAUUAGUCUCUUCAAAUCCUCCGACGGAUACAUUGUAUCUGUCUCCUUGCUCUCAUCCUCUGACGGAUCAACGAUUGGUACGGGGACUGAAUCAGUCUCCUCGUCGUCAUCCCUUCUCGACACCGUGAAAUCCCUGCUCCGCCAAUGGCAUAAAUCCAAAGUGAAGGCGUACCUAGUCUCUGUACCCUCCGCUUUCCCGGAGGAUGAGUAUUACGACGUCCUCAACGCAAUUACUGAAGGAACAUCUCACUACUACUACGAUGUCGACGCGCCAGAACCCGAGACCACCUUAGCGCAAGACGACCCCUCGCUUUAUAUUACACAUGGCGAGGCAUACUGCGCCACCCUCCCCCACAACACACCAACGCCCACCAUUUUAUUCCUCGAUUUCUACCCCGACCGCCUCUCCUCCGAAUGUCUGUCAAGUUCUUUCGACAACGGCGAACGCCAGACGAAAACCAUCUACACACUUACCUCCCCUUUUGCUCAAGGCAUCCCAGAUGAAGCUGCGCUUAAAUCGGUGAUGAUCGUUGAUCCCAAAUACCCAUUCGAACGGGUUGUGCUAAACAAUCCACCACCUCGACACCUUCCUACCAUACGCACCUUCCUCGAAACACAUUAUCCCGGUACACCGAUUACUAGUAACACGCCCGAAGUUAUCUCUGCUUCCACCGCUACCCGCCUUUACACAAGGUUAAAUCUACCGCCACAACCGAGGAGGCUAGGACAAUACAUCGUCCCACUUCCUGUCAGCGUCACUUCAUCUUCUGGGAGCGCAAUUACCCUCGUACCCCCUCGAUAUCGGAUUCCAACUAACGAAAGUAUCGUUCUCACAACAUCAAAGGAUAAUCAACGUUCGGUGACCGUGCACCUUCUCCUUGGUAACCAUCCCCUCGCCAAGGAUAAUACGGUGCGAGGAUCAGCCUUUUUAGACGGAUUGAAGGCAUUGCUGAAGGGUGAAGCGCGGAUUAGGGUAUCUUUUGGGGUUUGUAUUGUUGAGGGUUGGCGGGAUGCGGCAGCGGUUACGAUUGAGCAGGUGGAUUGUGAGGAUGGGGUGAAGAAGACGUUUUUAUUCCCAAAGUUCUUCGCUGACCUGACGGAUGAGGAUGAUCGGUAUGAGCUCGUCGAGCGAGGGGUGAAAGUUGAAUAUAGUAUCACCAUCUCGAUGCACGAAUAUUCUGCCAAGCAGAGACAAGUUGGCCUGUCUUCUGGAUUCUCCUUGCACAUAUCUUUCACGAGACGUCGCAUGAAAUCAAAUCCUUUUCUGAAAGACAGAGGUUAUGAGUUUCAAUGGGCCCGGGCGACGAGAAAUCGACAUAUGCACGUCCAGGAAAACGGACUGGAUCAGGUGCCCUCAGAUACAGUAGACAUCAACGGCAAAUGGAUCGCAAAGUUUGUCCUUCUUAAAUUCUGGAAUUGUCCCAGGUGUUCUUCAGGUGGCGCUGACAGGUCAUAUUUCUUUGCGACGCCAAAAUCUAUGAAAUGGUACUUCACAGGCGCCAAAGUGCGAGUGUCUCUGUAUAAAUGUGAAAUUUCCAUCUCACUCGGAAAAAUGAAACCCACCGAUGUGCUACGCCGUUGGCAUGUCAAGAAUGGUGGUAGGGAUGCAGUGACUCGAGUAUUAAAAUGCGUGAGCGAAAAUAUUCUCAAAAAGUUCUUACCCCCUCACGAUGACACCAUCUUCACAAUCACAAUAAUGCAAACUCUUGUCGCUGACUCAAGAGGCUUUCCAAUCAGGCAGAUAGCGUGGUCUAAGGAGGUUUUCACACUCUUUCAACCAAGCGCUUUUGUUUAG
This is a messenger RNA of Laccaria bicolor S238N-H82, 1809 nucleotides long. RefSeq lists its product as uncharacterized. The coding region runs from base 1 to 1809 and encodes 602 amino acids. Gene Ontology annotation, molecular function: ATP binding; ATP-dependent protein folding chaperone. The record is from RefSeq and is a predicted model, not a curated record. The transcript is spliced from 6 exons. NCBI's taxonomy places the organism in Eukaryota, Fungi, Basidiomycota, Agaricomycetes, Agaricales, Hydnangiaceae.